This is a messenger RNA of Drosophila busckii, 927 nucleotides long. Its product is annotated as angiopoietin-related protein 4-like. The record is from RefSeq and is a predicted model, not a curated record. The transcript has 2 exons. The coding region runs from base 1 to 927 and encodes 308 amino acids. Lineage: Eukaryota; Metazoa; Arthropoda; Insecta; Diptera; Drosophilidae.
AUGGAUAUGAUGAGCACCGAGGACAUUUGCAAUGAGUACGAGGCGGAGCUGCUGGAGUUGCGUAGCCAACUGGAGGAAAUGGAACGCGAGUGUGCACGCCUGGAGCUUGAGAAUCAGGAGCUGGUCAAACGGCUUGAUGAGAAGUCAAAGGACUGCAGCGCAACUGAGGAUAAUCUCGAAAUCGUUGAGGAGGAGCUGAGAAUAUUUGAAGAAAUCAAUGAGAGCAACUUUAAUGAAUUGAAGCGCUUGCAUAUUUUCUCAUUUGUAUCCUCAAAUGCCGACACUGAUCUAUUCAACCAUUGCAAUAAUGUAACUGAUCCGCUGUUGAAGAAUUUGGGAGAAUACAAAGCAAAAAUUGAUGAACUAGAGUUCACAAUGAACAGUCUACAAACUAAGCUUGAGACAUUCUUGAAAGAAAGUGAGCAGCUUCUAAAUAAAACUCAUGGACACGAACUUUCCAUCAAGCAACAGCAAGUUGAGUACACAGAACUACUCAGAAAUCACUCUUUAAUAAUGGAUCAAUUUGAAACCACGGUAAAGCAACAAGAACUCUCUUUAGCGACACUGAAAGCUGAAAAGGAUAAGCUCAUUGCCGACUUAAAUGUGCAAAAGCAAAUGAAUCGUACUGAACCGCCAAGCUGUAUAGCUUAUGGGAAUGAUAUUCAAAGGAUACGAGUACCUGGCGCUGAUGCCUUUCAGGCUCCCUGUCAUACAACGUUUGAGCCCAUCAAAGGUUGGACUGUUAUACAACGGCGAUUCAAUGGAUCUGUGAGCUUUGAUCGUAAAUGGGAUGAGUACAAGAAUGGCUUUGGCGAUUUAAGAGGCGAAUACUGGCUAGGGCUGGAGAAGCUGCAUCUGAUGACAAAGUUUCAGCCACACGAGCUCUACAUAGAAUUGGAGAAUCACGAGGGCGAAAUUUUCAAUUGA